Molecule: messenger RNA, 5662 nt
Organism: Homalodisca vitripennis (glassy-winged sharpshooter)
Lineage: Eukaryota; Metazoa; Arthropoda; Insecta; Hemiptera; Cicadellidae
Exons: 17
Coding region: 196-2775 (859 amino acids)
Biological process (GO): proteasome-mediated ubiquitin-dependent protein catabolic process; regulation of proteolysis
Cellular component (GO): cytoplasm
Molecular function (GO): ubiquitin protein ligase binding
Source: RefSeq, a predicted model, not a curated record
CGUUCGUUUUCAAUCAGCUCGGUUGUCUGCUGUCUGUCAAUGCAAGAUGUGUGAAAAAUGUCGGUCAAGUGUGUGUUAUUUUUGCAGUAUAAUUUAAACAAUCCUCUUGGGUUUUUAUUCCAUCAAUAAAUGUCUUCUAUGAUACAAAUUUUAAGUGUUAUUCAAUUAAUCUAGUUUUCAUAACAAUAAAGGAAAAUGGCUCAAUCUUCUCAAACAUUUUUAGGAACUUGGGAGAUUGCCAUGUGCAUAAUACAGCCAUGUUCCGGGCCUAGUAACCCAGACCCAACAGGCAUCGAGGGGACGGUGAUGAAGCUGGACGAGGGAGGGGAUGUGACGUGGACAGUGUCUCCCGGUGCAGAGGGUCUACCAUUGGUCAGCUGUGAGACCUACGAUGUCUUCCACACGUCCGUGUCGAACGUGAUAAUCCGCUUUGGGGCCUACCAGGGUCACGUUAUAGAGUUCAGGGUGGACCAGACUGAGUCACCAGACCAGAUGCUGAUGACUUGUGAAGGUUGGUGUCUGCUACACUGUCGCAGGACAACUACCUCGGAACCUGGGAAUGCCAUGGAUGCAUCGUUCAGCCUCCUGCCUGCGCUUGAGGACGGCUACUUCUCUGACCUAACCAUUGUUGCCAGCAACGACAAGAAGUUUGCUGUCCACUCGUGCAUUCUACAGCUGAGUGCCCCAGAACUGGACUGGACUGCCGAGCCCCCGCCACUGUCAGGCCUGCGAGAGGAUGUGGUGGGCACCGUGUUGCACUACCUGUACGCCGAGUGUCUGCCCGCCAAUCUGUCCGAAGCCACGGCUCGCCAGUGUAUCAGUGCAGUUGCCAGCUACCCAAGCCUUACACCCUUCACCACACUUUGUCAGCACUACCUGCGUAACAUGGCGCUCAAACAGCAGAUUGUAUCCCUGGUGAGUGACAUGCACACAUGUGCCAGCCAUAUCAUCCAACAUCUCAGCAGCAAACCAGCCCCGGCCAGUGACAGUCUCAAUACCAACCCUGCCAAGUUGUGUUUUGUCGUACGUCAGUCAUUACGCGAGGCUGCUGUCGCUGGUGUCAAACUGGUGGUGCUGUGUGACCUGUUCUCCAAACGCAAGGGAGAGCUGACGCGAGAGCAGCGACACGAGAUCAUCCGAUACGCCAAGUCCAGGUUGCCAGUGUUCAUGAAUCAGCUGCACAGGUUCCUGGUGGGCCUCAAGACAACGUUGAGCAGCAUGUCGUCGGCCCAGCGUCAGGAGAUCGCCACAUACCUUGUGCCUGAGAUAGAGACUGUACUAGAGACAUUGUCUUCCUUGGGAAUGAAGAUUAAAGUGGCCCUGGAAAGCAUCUUAUCGACUUUUAACGAAACUACUACGAGCCAUAGACAUUGCAAUCUUCUUACUAGGACGCUUCACGAGGUCUUGCACAAACGUGAUCUAAACAAACUGAAAACCUUGCUGCAACGGCACAACCACAAUCUUUUCUUGUUGUUGCAGCGGAAAGAGGGAUUUAAUGAGAUGACCAGUGGCAACAAGGUGCGCAGUGUAUCGCGCAGCUUAGAGCAGCUGGUGGAGGAGUUGCCUGUGUUCUUGUUGCGUCUGGAGGAGGUAACAGCGGCUCUUGACGACAAGUUGGAAUGGCGCGAGUUCAAGUUCUGCUUCAAGGUCGGCUCAUCCAAAGUCUCCGGGGUACUGCAGCGACUGCUAAAUCACUGUGCUGUGGUGCAGCCAGUUCUGGCGCAGCUGUGCAGUCUCGUGGCCAGGGAUGCGUUCACUCAGGCGCUCGCCAGCCUUGGCCUGGUCGACCCUGUCAAGUGUUCCUCUCACGACAAUAACCACUCCACCCCCAAUAAGACACAUGCGCAUUCUACUCCCAAACAUCAUGGCUACAAGUUGAACCUGGUGGAAUGCCUGUGUGUGCCGCCGCUGUCUCGCAACAGUCGACUUUCAGCCGCAGCAAUCCAGUUGCUGCGGUCAGGGUCUGGAACGGAUAUGGUCUUUGAGGUUGUUCCUUCCCCAGAGGGAGGAGAGAGUGUCAUCAACCAAGUGGGGGUUGAGGUGGCCAGUGGGGUGGUGCCAGGAGAGGAGGCCUGCAGUAUUAGUGCUCAUAGGGUAGUGGUGGCGGCGCGAUGUGACUGGUUCCGCAGAGCACUAUUAUCAGGCAUGCGGGAGGCCAUAGACAGGAAGAUCACAGUGUUUGACACGUCGCCAUCGCUGUUCUCCGUGCUGUUAGACUAUCUGUACUGUGGUCGUCUGGACACUGGAAGCUUCUCGGUAGACCAGCUGGCGGACCUGAUGUUGCUGGCGGACCGCUACGAGGUUGACUCGCUCAAGACCGCCUGUGAACAUGGCCUAAGCACACACAUAGACCAUGACUCAGUCCUGUAUUUCCUGAGCAUGGGCGAUCAGUUCAACGCUAAACACCUUCGGAGUUCAUGUUUGAAUUUUAUAUCACAAAAUCCAGACAUCAUGGAUUCUGAACUGUUUGAAGAACUGCCUCAAAACUUGCAAGCUGAGAUUUACGAUCUAGUCAUUUGGGCUUAUCCUCCAAGCAAGGUGGGGGACAAGCUGAGUGCCGUGCAAGAGAUGACGGCAAAUCUUCAGUUGUCUCAGUGUGACGCAGAAGGAGAAGGGGAGGUGUCUGGACAGGACUCUGCGCGGCUGGAGGCUUGUCUGCGCGCGCUACGAGAUGUCAUCGGCGAGGAGGCGGCUUCCCGCCAACAGCUGGUACAAGUGGCGCUGGCUGCAGACUUUGACCUCAACCGGGCCCUCAACUUCUACUACUCGUCUUGAGACACUGCGUGGACUAGUUAACUGAGCAACACCAAGUAGACCAGUCUUGGGCCGUCACUGGAUGAAGGUUGGAGUGCCAGUUUUUGUUAAAUAGUCUUCUUUGCUCAUUGUAUCUACAUAACUUGCAUUGGUGGGGUGAGAGCUGAACAAUACUAGUUAAACUUGUGGCAUCAUCAUUACAAUUGAUUCGGUUGAAUAGUCAAUCUCUGUGAAGUUAACAAGUUGAACUUCUGUUAAAAUUCUUGCAACAACCAUAACACUUCCAAUAUAUUUUAAUUGUUGGGUGUUUUUUAUGGGGAUUUAAUUGGUUUUACAAUAUCAUUUUGGUCAGUUUGAUUGAUUCUGUUUCCUAUAAAAGAUGUUGCAAAAAUAAAAGUAUGUGAUAUCCAUGAAGGUGUUGAAUUGAAAAGUUAAUUUCAAACUAACAUGCAACAACCAUGGAUUUUUGAAAUCUUAAAAAUUGUCAUUAAUAACAUCAUUUAGUACAGGCUCCAGUAUUUUGCCAGGUUUGUUUGGUGCAUAAUUCUGUCCCACUUUCAAUAUUCAUCUAAUUAUUUCUUUCUUUACUAUUCCUAUAUCUCUCUUCUUUACCCUGUAUUCCAAAUGUGCCUUAACCAACCUCUAUCAUCCGUCCUGUUUCUUAUGAGGUUCCUUCUUCAUUCUUUCACCUAAAUCAUUCUAUCUAUAUUGUAAUAAUUCUACAAUCUCAUACAUACAAUCAAUCAUUCAGUUUCCAAGUUAUAUUGUCUCUCUCUCUCUCUCUCUAUAACCCUCAUCCUUCUGUGUCUAAUUUAUAUUACUGUUUUCUUCGGCUCUUGUGUUCCAAAUCUUUGUUUUAUUUUCCAACAUUGUCACAUAAUAAAUCCUUUUAUAUUAUAAAGGUUAUUAAAAUAAUUGGCAAAAAUGAAUUUAUAUAUUUUAUGUUGUCAGCAUUUUCCAAGAAAUAGAUUUUAAAUUGAGGAUUUAAAACAUUUUGCGAUAAAACCGUUUCAGCUAUUUAUGUAAGAACUUUGCGAUGAUGGUGUCCCAUACUUGGUAUUCUGCUGGGAAUAUUUCAGCACUUGCCCCACUGUUGUAUACCGUCUCACCAGCUUGUAGUUCUCACUUCUAGACAUUCACUUCUUGCUAAACUGAAAUUCUAGUCCAUCCCAUUGAUGGUAUUCGAGUGAAGAAAAUCAAUCAGUAUUAUUUAACUGUUUCUUUUGUGAUGUAUAUGAUUAAUAUUAUCGACUUGAUUUAGACUUCUUUUAGGUUUAGAGUGCCACUGUUGACUUGUACAUUGUUGCAUUCAGUCAUAAUGUUUAACAUGGACGUAAUGUUUUAUUUGCCGUUGUGCCCUGGUGUGAUCUUUAUAUCUUGAGUUGUUAACAAUUUAAUUUCUCCAUUCUCCAUUCUUACUGCUUUGAUCGAAAUCUGUACCAUUUUUUAGCCUGUUUGAUUUAAUAUAAACCAUUUUAUAUAAACAUAUAAAUCAUCUUAUAAAAUUUAUCGAAGUUUCACUUUAUAAACCAUUUAUGAAGCACAAAGCACGGAUGUACUAUUCAAAUGAUAUAAGUAAUUAAUUAAACACAAGUUUUGUAUGUUGACCUCUGUGUUAACAUUUUUGAUAACUGAGUGUGACAACAGUUAGCGUAAGGGUUACAGUUUGUAAGAUUGUAAAGUUGUUUUUCUCUUAGACAUUUCCUUUGUUCUUUGGAAGCGAAUCGAGUUUGUGAACGUUUUUAUAAUGACAAGUUGUAUAAUGCUUCACCAGUUUUUAUAUAAGAGUUAAUUUUAGUCUUAAAACUUAAAACCUGUUACUUAUGAUAUUGCAAAAUCAAAAGUGAAAUGAUAUCGGCUGUUACUUUUAAAUACCUAAUACUGUAUUGUUAUUAUUUAUUUAUGUAAGCAUGUGCCUAUAUUACUUUGUAGUGUAAGUCAAAGAUGUGAUCCCUUUUUCAAAUGUGUUCUGUAAAUAUUUUGUCAUUUGAGGUGUGCAAUAUUACAUCGAAGGCCUAAAUCGUGGGCCUAUUGAAAGCAUUUGCGUCAACGGAAACUUAAAAUUUUGCCACCAUGUAAAAUUGUUGAAUCAGCUGAAAUUAAUGUAAUACAGUAAGUGGAAUAGGACUUAAUGUCCGAAUGAAUCCAUCAUAAGGGAACUAUAUUUGGUUUAUAAAGCAAUCUAAUGUGUACUUAUUAUUCCUGGUCAGCAUAUUUAAGUACUGCAUGAAUCCACCGGCUUUUUGCACAAUUUAAAGGCGUCAUAGUUGAAUGUGUGAAACUGUUUAAAUGAAGAGGUCUAUACCUGUUAUUAUAUCAAACUGCACAUUGACAUGGUGACUACACUUUGAUUCGAUGCAUAUUUAGAAACCUCAUAGAGUAAAUGAUACGGGUUUCAUUGACGGAAAUGAAUAUUGCGACUUUAUGUAGUUCAAUAAAUUAUUGGCUGUCAUAAUUUGAUCUUAUUCAAACAAUCUGUAUCAAAGUAAAGUAAAAUGUGUCAAAUGUUGUUUUACGUGCAUAAUAAUUAUUGUUUCUGAUAAACAAACCAUUGUAAUUGUUGAUUAAUAUAUAAACAUUGAAGAUUCCAUCUUAAAUUUAAUAAUCAUUCCACUUGUUUUAGUUCAUCUUGAUAGCUUUAUUAUAAUAGUUUGUAUUGGUUGAAAUAUUCUAUGUGUUAUAUAUUUUUUGUAAUUAUUUAUUUAUUUAAUGUUUGUUGUUGAUUAGAAAUCUGAUAUAUUUUUGUGAUAUAGUGUUGUUCAUCUUUCAGUCUGUACCUAUAAAGUGAAAAUUAAUCUUAUUUGAUAUAUAAAUAUAUCUAGCUCUAGCUCCACAUUUAUAUGUUUUAUGAUGUUGUACGAUUGAUUAAUAGUACUAUGACGAUUAUUAAAAUACAUUGUUCUAUUUA